AUGUCCUUCAGACUCAUCGCCUCCGUCGCUGUCCUAGCAACCGCCGUCCUGGCCAAGACUGACCUCGCCGGCUGCGUCUCCUCCGACACCAUCGUCACGCCCACUCAAGGCGGUACCCCUUACGCGACCCGUGUCUGGUACGUUCCCGACACCGGCGAGAUCUGCGCCGCCCUCGACUGCGGUGGUGGCCGCGCCCCUCCCAAGACUACUGUUCCGGGCUGCGGCUCGUAUGAGGGCACCGAGACGUACUCGCCCUCGUUCCUGCCUCUGAAGACCAGCGCCACGGCUGUCGCCCAGACUACGCUGCCGUCCGUCAUCACAUCGGCCCCCGAAAGCACCAUCACCAGCGCUAUCGAGAGUGCUACCGCAACUGAGACCAAGUCGAGUGAAACUGAGGCAGUUGAGAGCCAGACUGGAAGCGAUAUCGCGACAUCGCCUUCGGCAUCGACCACUGUUGUCCUCCCUGCGACCGGACUGAACGCAACGGCCUCUUUCUUGACGACAACCGCCACAUCAGGGUCUGGUCGCCAGACCUCUAUCCGGGGGAGUGGACCAGCCGCAUCUGCUGCAACCUCUGCAAACGCCCCCAAUGGCGCGGCUCCCACCGGAGCGUCGCGCGAACUGUUCGCUCUCGUUGCUGGAGUGGCUAUGGGAGCGGCCUUGAUGUAG
Colletotrichum spaethianum is the source of this 669-nucleotide messenger RNA. RefSeq lists its product as uncharacterized. The transcript has a single exon. The record is from RefSeq and is a predicted model, not a curated record. Bases 1 to 669 code for a protein of 222 amino acids. Lineage: Eukaryota; Fungi; Ascomycota; Sordariomycetes; Glomerellales; Glomerellaceae.